Xiphias gladius (swordfish) is the source of this 1757-nucleotide messenger RNA. It is a transcript of the gene tubd1, whose product is annotated as tubulin, delta 1. The record is from RefSeq and is a predicted model, not a curated record. The transcript has 8 exons. Bases 163 to 1494 code for a protein of 443 amino acids. Gene Ontology annotation, biological process: microtubule cytoskeleton organization; mitotic cell cycle. Gene Ontology annotation, molecular function: structural constituent of cytoskeleton; GTP binding. NCBI's taxonomy places the organism in Eukaryota, Metazoa, Chordata, Actinopteri, Istiophoriformes, Xiphiidae. Gene Ontology annotation, cellular component: cytoplasm; microtubule.
GUGGCGGCAGCCUGGCGCCUUUUCCGAACACACCGGAUCACUGACGGCCCCGCCGUGAGGCCCGCGGCUCACGGACCGCUUUCGGACCGCCUGCCCUCGUCGCCUGAUUGGAAAGCCGCCGACGCCUCCGGGGAGCCUCCCCUCGCAAGGCCGGUUCGGACGAUGUCGGUGGUAACGGUUCAGCUGGGUCAGUGCGGUAACCAGGUGGGUCAGGAGCUGUUCGGCAUCAUCUGCGGCGAGGCUCAGGAGGGACAGAGGAAAACAUACAGCGCGACCAGCUGGGAGCGCUUCUUCCACCGGACCCCGCGCGGAGAUCUUGUGGCCAGAGCGGUGCUGAUAGACAUGGAGCCUAAAGUGAUAAACAACAGUAUGACCAAGGCUGCAAAUUCUGGCAGGUGGAGGUAUGGAGAUAAUUCCCACUUCAGCCAGAAGCAGGGCUCUGGAAAUAACUGGGCAAAUGGGUAUUGUGUCCACGGUCCCCGUCACAGAGAGGUGGUGGAGGAGCUGGUGAGGCGAGAGGUGGAGCGCUGUGACAGAUUGGCUGGCCUCUUGGCCAUGAUGAGCGUGGCGGGGGGAACGGGGUCUGGUGUUGGCACCUACGUUACGCGGUGUCUCCGAGACACCUACCCAAAGACCUUCGUCCUCAACCACCUCACCUGGCCGUAUGGGACUGGGGAGGUGAUUGUCCAGAACUACAACUCAGUGCUGACGCUGGCUCACCUCUACCAGCUGUCAGACGCCAUCCUGGUGCACGAGAACGACACGGUGCACAGGAUCUGCAGUCAGCUGCUCAACAUCAAGCACAUCUCCUUCAGUGACGUAAACGGGGUCAUCGCUCACCAGCUGGGCAGCGUGCUGCAGCCCGCGCUCACCGCUGACUCCCACGGUGUCUACAGCAGAAAUCCCCUGGGUGAGUUGGUGAGCGCCCUUGCAUGCCACCCAGAGUACAAGCUGCUCAGCGUGAGUACCAUCCCUCAGAUGCCCAGUUCCUCCAUAGCCUACACCACGUUCAGCUGGCCGGGGCUGCUCAGACACCUACGACAGAUGCUCAUCUCCAACAGCAAGAUGGAGGAAGGUAUAGACUGGCAGGUGCGUCCGCCUGCAGUCUCUGAGCGGACCGGGAGUCUCACGGGAGCCGGCUUUAACGUCUCUCUGGCCAACCUACUCAUACUGAGGGGGAAAGACGUGUACAGCGCAGAGACUGGUGCCUUUCAGGACCCAGCCCUGUACACCUCCUGGCUCUCAACACAAGAAGCUUUCAACCUGUGGAAAUCCCCAGUGCCUUUUAAUAAGUAUGAAAAAUCUGCUACGCUGGUCAGUAACAGUCAGUCUCUGCUCAGACCUCUGGAUAACAUGGUGGGAAAAGCCUGGAAUAUGUUUGCCUCCAGGGCCUAUAUCCAUCAGUACAUUAAAUUUGGGAUCUCAGAGGAGGAAUUUCUAGACAGCUUUACAUCUCUUGAGCAGGUCAUCUCCAGCUACAGUCAACUUUGCUAGCAAAGGGGAAAACUAACAAGCACCACCUGUCCUUUGGACCGUAUGUAGACAAGAGACUACCACUAUGUUGGACGUUGCGGAUGCUUUUUUUAUUUUUUAAUUUUUUAUUUUGAAUGAACAUGUAAAUAAAACAAAUAGUUUGCGUCCACAGAAUUUUUCCUUCACUGAAAGCUAAGCAAAUUCCUUGACUUUAUUUGACAUCUGCAGCGGUAUGGGCAUUUCUGAAAUUAUAUUAUAUUAUUAAGGACUUUGUAAUGAGAUUG